Molecule: messenger RNA, 4281 nt
Organism: Malassezia globosa CBS 7966
Lineage: Eukaryota; Fungi; Basidiomycota; Malasseziomycetes; Malasseziales; Malasseziaceae
Exons: 1
Coding region: 1-4281 (1426 amino acids)
Biological process (GO): nuclear-transcribed mRNA catabolic process
Molecular function (GO): 5'-3' exonuclease activity; nucleic acid binding
Source: RefSeq, a predicted model, not a curated record
AUGAAAGAAGAAGAUAUUUUCCUCGGGAUCUUUGCGUAUAUUGAGCAUCUAUUCUCCAAGAUCCGGCCGCGCAAAGUGUUUUUCCUUGCGAUCGACGGUGUUGCUCCGCGCGCCAAGAUGAAUCAGCAGCGUUCCCGUCGGUUCCGCACUGCACAAGAAGCAAAGGAAAAUGUUGAAAAGGCGAUCCGACGCGGCGAAGAACUGCCGGAGUCGCCGCCUUUUGAUUCCAACUGCAUUACUCCAGGCACAUCCUUCAUGCGCAAACUGUCACAACAACUCGAGUACUUUGUGGCGAAAAAAGUGUCCGAAGACUCGGAUUGGCGCGGCGUGGAAGUCAUCUUGUCGGGACAUGAGGCUUGUGGUGAGGGCGAGCACAAAAUCAUGGAAUUUAUUCGUACCAUAAAGGCACAGCCGGGCUAUAACCCGAACACGCGCCACUGCCUAUAUGGUCUUGAUGCCGAUCUCAUUAUGCUCGGCUUGUUGAGCCACGAUCCGCAUUUUGCUCUACUGCGUGAGCAAGUCACGUUUGGGCCGCGACGUGCGCGCAGGUCCGUUGGCGUCGAGUCACAGACGUUUUAUUUGCUACACAUAUCGCUUCUACGCGAAUACUUGGAGUUGGAAUUCGCCUCGCUACGGGACAAGCUGCCGUUUGCUUUUGAUUUGGAAAAGAUCAUUGAUGACUACAUCCUGCUACACCUAUUUGUUGGCAACGAUUUCCUCCCGCAUCUACCUGGACUGCAGAUCAAUGACGGAGCGAUUGAGCUUUUGUUUCGUGUAUAUGAGAAAGUGUUGCCCCAAGCGGGAGGCUACCUGAACGAGCAAGGCGUCUUGCGCCCAGAGCGGCUGCAACUUGUGAUCAAUCAGCUUUUCCAACUGGAACGAGAUCGUUUCGUACACCAACACAUGCCACAGCUAGAACAAAAAACAAAAGCGAGAAGGACGAGGGAGCUCAAGAAUUACAGGGUCGGUGCACCCAAGUACAUCCGGCGCGCACACCAUAACUUUGUAUUGAAUGUAAAAUCACUUCUGGUCGAUUUCUUCGCAGAUCCAAAGAAUGCACCCUGGGAGUUCAUGGUGGUGGUUCGUCCUGAAUCUGACCUGGUGCAGUUCGCUCAGGAGCUGGCCGAGAAGCUAGACAUGGUGUUUUACUUUGAGAAGGACGAGUCGUACGAGUCACCCACGGACGAUGCUGAAUGCUAUAUGUCACUCAAGCCCUCAAUGAUCAGGCAGGUACGCAUUCCUAUCCCGGAUAGCAUAGAUGCACUGGAAGAGAAGAAAAAAGGCAUGCUGGCGACGCUCGAGUCGCAUCUUUCCUUGCCCAUCGAAAGAAAGCGACAUGACCCCUUCGCUUCAAGCCGUAACCAGACCCUGUCGGAGGAGGAGAGCGAACGGGAGGAACAGAUAGCUGAAGAGCGCGAACGUGAGAAGGAGAUUGACGACGCAUUGAAGGAGUGGAAGGCUGACUACUACCACACGAAAAUGGGUAUCAAGUACAAUGAUCCUGAUGCCAUCCAGGAUAUUGUGUAUAACUACAUUGAGGGCAUGCAAUGGGUCUUGUACUAUUACUACGAGGGCAAUGCAUCGUGGGGCUGGUUCUAUCGCUACCACUAUGCGCCACAGGUAUCGGAUCUAAAGAACAUAUCGGACUUUACAUUCCAAUUCAACAAGGGUCGGCCAUUUUUGCCGUUUGAGCAGCUAAUGGGCGUACUGCCGCCGCUCAGCAAAGAUUUGAUUCCGCCGGCCUUCCAGCCGCUGAUGACGGAUCCGUCGUCGCCGAUCCUUGACUUUUAUCCGACCAAGUACGAAAGCGAUAUGAACGGCAAGAAAAACAGCUGGGAAGCCGUCGUGAAAAUUCCCUUCAUCGACGAGGAGCGUCUGCUUCACGCGCUGCAGCUCCGUGAGGGCGGCCUUACCGCAGAGGAGCGCCAGCGCAACACGCUUGGCGUGCCACUUAGGUUCUGUUAUGACAACACAUUUACACGCCAUGUGCCUUCAAGCCUGCCUGGUUUCCUGCCAGACAUGCCCGACAAUCAUACGCGCAUCCUCACCUAUGCUCUGCCGUCCAUGGAGGGCAAGUCGUUCGUCAAAACGCUGCCGGAAGGCGUCCACCUUGGCUUAGACGCGAUGCCAGGCUUCCCGAGCAUCAAGACACUCCCCCACACACACACGCUUCGAAAAUAUGGCGUCAAUGUACAUGGUAAUGCAUCGAAUGACGCAUCAAUGAUGCUAUCCGUGGGGCGUCGCGACGACCAGCCAGACGACCUAAGAUCGCUCGCGGAUGCCAUGAUCGGUCACACAACAUACAUCCACUGGCCGUACCUGUUUGAGGGCCUCGUCGUGGCUGUGAGCGAUGGCUCGCAAGAGUUCCGCGCUCACUGGCAGGAUGCUGACGUCGUAACCCGCACGACACCCGCGGCAGACAUGAAGACGUCGUUCUCCAAACAUGUGCAGUCCGUUCUCCAGUACUACGGCAAGCGUUGUGGCGUGUUGCUGCACGACGUUACGGCGCUGCUGCAUGUGCGUCCUCUGAAGGGUCUGAGCCACGGGUACGACGGCUCUAUCAUGAAGCAGUACGAGCCAUCUCCGGAGCAUGAGGUCGUGUAUCCGCUGCCCCUCAUGGUCAACCAGGUGCGCCGUCCUGAUUCACGGUUCCUGGAGCGUGCGCCUAUGACUGUCAGUGAAGAGUUUCCUGACGGCACGAAAGUGUUUUUCCUGGGUAUGCCUGGUUUCGGCUGCCCUGCCCGUGUGAUUGGCUCUGCGUCCGAGCUUAUCACGGUCGAGCUUGCAUUCCUGAGCGACAUGGCGCAGGAGCAAGCGAUCAUCCGCAAGCUCGUGCAGCAACGUGCGACAGACACAUACUUUAGUUCGCCUGCGAUCGCUCAGCAACUGCACAUGUCGUCGCUAGCACUCGCGAAGCUGACAAGCAGCAUUACCGUUCUAUUCAAAGAGCAGAAGCUGAACAUUGGCCUGAACCUCAAGUUCGAGGCCAAGAGCCGCAAGGUGCUUGGCUACUCGCGCCGCACGCACCUCGGCUGGGAAUUCAGUGCGCGAGCCGUGCUUUUAAUCAAGGAUGUGCUAGACCAAUUCCCCGAGCUCAAGUCUGCCCUAGCGAGGCGCCUUGGCGACGGUGAGUUUUACAAGGCUGAGGAUGUCUUCCCCCGCGAUACAGACAAACGCAUCGCGGCUGUGCGUGCGUGGCAGAAAGAGCACGGUUUACGUGAUCUCGAAGAUGUGCCACUCUAUGUGGACCGCCUAGAGCGCCCCAUCAUUUCGACGCUUGAGUCGGCUGUGUCGAUCCUGGCGAACCGCCGACUAGAAAGCAGUGGUGCGAUCAAACGGCAGAUUCUACGCGGACUCCCUCGUGGCGCAUUGCUGAAGCCAGAGCAGGCCCGCUACCGUGUGCCAGAGCAGACGUUUGAGCUCGGCGACCGUGUGAUCAAUGUGCUCGACUUCGGCUCCAUUCCCCUUGCGGCCAAGGGCACCGUCGUCGGCAUCGGCGCCAAGAGCAUCGAUGUUGUGUUUGAUGCGCCGUUCCUCACAGGCCACUCCCUCGGUGGCAUCUGCUCGCCGUACCGUGGUGCGACGCUUGGUCUCGCGUCUGUUCUGAACCUCAGCACACCCCAGAUUGCAACACGCUGGGGCGAGCAGAACGAAGGCCAGGCUGAUCUUACGCCUUUGCAGCGCACACUCAAAGCACAGAUCCACCAGCAGAUGACGUCGCCAGCUCCCUCGAAAGGCUCCUUGUUCUACCAGCCUGCUCCGCCACACGCCCAGUCGAAGCCAACGGCUUCUGGGCAUGUGUCCCGAGCAUCGCGGUCGCGCGCUGGCAUUGGGGCCUCCUCUGCGACAACGACAACGACUUUGUCGUCGAAACAAGGGGUUUCUGCUGCAACGUCGCAUCUUGCGAGUCUCUCCAUCAGACCACCAGCUCCUGCCUCGAAUCCAUGGCAACGACCACCGCCAAGACCUGCCGUUCCUCGGCCUCAUGCUCCUGAUGCGGCGCCAUCGACGAAAAACGGCACUCGAACUACACCUGGGCAGACGGCUCGUCCUGCGACGAGGGGUCCCUCUGUUCGACCUCCUGCUGGUCCUAGGCCUCCUCGCCCACAUGCGCCGAGGCCCCCCAAGGCAGGCAGUGGCCCUAAAGGUUCGUCUGGCACGUCAAAUCAGCCUGGGCAGCCGGUGCCGCGACCACCAAAACCCCAAAACAAAGGUCCCUCGCAGCGACCACGCAGAGGACCCAAGGGGGCAGCUCGCAAGCCUCCGAACGCUGGACCCUAA